CUUAGCUCCUGCUGCCUUGCUGAAGACCGCCUCUGUUGCCUGCCAGGCAUUGGACUCACAGGUGGAGGGCACCAGGAUUGGUGGACCCCAACCCAGCCCCAAGGCCCCGAGGCUUGAGACACCAGGAAAGCCAGGAGUGUUUAACUUAGGCGUUACCACAGGUUGCCAGAAUGGGGAGCACCGGGGCAGGGUUGCUGUGGUCAUGUCUCCUGAUGCUGUUGGCCCUGCUCCACAAGUCAGGAAGUCAAGAUCUCACCUGCACGGUUUACCAGAGCAGUGUAGACUGGACACAAACAUUUAAUGAUGCCUGCCUCAAUUUCAGUGGCCUUGGCCUGUCCCUGCCAAGGAACCAGUCCUUGCGGGCCAGCCAAGCUCAAGUCCUGGACCUUUCUAAGAACGGCCUGCAGGUACUCCCUGGGGUCUUCUUCGCCAACCUGGAAAAGCUGCAAACCCUGAUUGUCACUCACAACCAGCUGGACAGUGUGGACAGGUCGCUGGCCCUACGCUGUGACCUGGAGCUCAGGGCGGACUGCGGCUGUGGACUGGCCUCCUGGUAUGCUCUCCGCCAGAACUGCUCAGGGCAGCAGCUGCUGUGUCUACACCCGGCCACUGCAGCUCCCAGGAACCUCUCCACCUUCCUUCAGGUCAGCUGUCCCCCCAGCUGGGGCCCGGGGACCAUUGGUGCCCUUGUUGCUGGGACUAUCUUCCUGGCUUUGGUUGUCAGUGGAUCUGUGCUGGCCUGGAGACUUCUUCGCCGACGAGCCAGUGAGCACAGCCUUAGCAAAGCCCAGAAUUCACACGAUGUCCCCAGACCAGUGACAGACUUCCUGCCAAGGUACAGCAGCCGGCGACCCAGCCCCAAGGCCCCAGACUCGCCACCCAGCAGGUUCACAGCGGAUUAUGAGAAUGUCUUCAUUGGCCAGCCAGCGGAGGACUGCUCAUGGUCUGCAGCCAGAAGCCGGCCUUCUGAGGACAGUGACUGCUACAUGAACUACAGGAGUGUUGACCAGGACCCUCAGCCCGUCUAUUGCAACCUGGAGUCCCUGGGGCGGGUCCCACCGGAUAGUGAAGAGCGUGUGGUCUCGUGGCGCUGAGCCCGGUCUGGCCUGUGGGAGCAGACCCUGAACCAGAGAAUCUUCCACGAUCCCGCACACUCAACAUCAUAAGGGACACGAGGACUCCUCCAAAAGCUGAAGGAGGGUCAGAAACAACCCUCCGGUCAGUGUGCAUGCAGGUGGUCCUCAAUAAAAGCUCUGGGCCACGUGGAGCAGCUGACUCUGAGCAGGACUGACCAGUGGUUUCCGGAGAGUCCAAACUCCAUCUGAAUUCGCUGUUCUGCACUCACAGUCCCCUCUGCCUGCUCCUCACCCACCGGUCGCUGAGAUUCCAUGCAGGGCCUUGUGGGCCUGGGCACUGGAGGCCCGGCCAGGUGCGAGGGUGCAGGCGAAGGGGCGAGGACUGGAGCAGGGAGGGGGAAUCGCCUCCACCGCCUCCGCUGCCUCCGUCUUCAUCUUUGUCGCUGUCCCUUCUGUUGCUCCAAGACCCGCAAGGGUCGCUCUGUGCUGAGUUGGGCUGGACUGAGCUGGCAGGAAGCCGACUAGCCAGCGAAGGGUGCUGGGGGUGGGGGGUGGGGGGUGCCGUGAAGAGCUGUUUCUGGGGGCGUUUUUGGAAGAGUUUUGCUCUUUCCCAAGCAGCAGUGUUACAGCUCUUAUGACAGAAGCUCUCAGAUGACGGAAUAGUUCUCACACCUCUAUUCCUCCUGGAUGGGAUUCUUACAUACAGUUUUGGGGUGGGUCAGGGUCUGACAGCAGGUACUUCCUAUUGGCUUGGUCUGAGAGCUUGGGGAUACCUUAUCUGCAUGAGGGAGGACUUGGGGUGCUGCUCCUCUGUGACUGAUGGCCAUCGACCUCUCUGGGCGGGAAGGGGCUGUAGCUACGUGACAGGAGCCUGGUUUCCAGAGCAGGCAAGUCUUCCUACCUAUAGUCCCUUCAGGGUCCCCCGGACUUCAAACCUUAGCUCAACCUUAUCAGACUUCCUCUCACAGCCCACCACCCCACAACUCCCCCUUUUCUUUUUAUAAGGGAGAGGUGUCAUCGAAAUAACUGUCUCCUGGGAACAGUUUGAUACUGAACCAAGACCUGAUUGGUAGUGAUCUGCUGCUUUUGAAACUGAGUGAGGCAGGGUGCCAAGAGAAGCAAGGCUCCAAUGGCUAGCUAGUACAGGGCAAAGGAGGGGAAGAAUCCAGGCUACCAAGGGGUUAGAAUACCAAGGGGUAGGGGUGUUGGGAGUAUAGCGUGCCCAGAGGUUUCCCAGAGCUCUUUGAGCAUCUGUACAUCUUGUUCUACCAGCCCAGAUGCAUUGACAUAGAACCAACAUUCCUCCCACAGCAAAACACAAGUCCCUCCAUGUUCCGCAGUCAGCAAGUCCAGGGCUCUCUGGUUUUGGAGAGCAACUCCUGCUAAGGAGGUUACCUGGCCUUGAAGAGACUAAGGCUGUCUGUAGUGGAAGCCAUCACCUGGUCAAGCUUGUCUUGGAAGUUGCUGGCCGUCUGUUGCAUUUGGACAAGGGCUGCUCCAGCGGUUCUUGUUGCACCCGUUGAGACAGCAAGGCCUAGUCCAAUGAGCAGAGGGGUGAAGAUCUCUCUCUUCUUUCGGCUUUCUGUCAUCGGCAAGGUGAGUUCUUCAGGUUCGUAGAGAUAAACCUGGGGGACAGUUAUCAUGGGGGUGCAGGAGCCUUGGGAAAAGGAGUUAAUACAGGGGCCUAUACUGCCUUUGCACCAGAGGAGGGCAGGAGGGUUAACGCAUACUGACUUUGUGAUGGUGGUGUCACGGGCACAUGUAAGAUGGGGUUUUGAGGUGGGCCCUACAAGGCAAAGAGGCGGAAGGGGUAGGUCAAAGAGAGGAAUGUCCUGUGCUUUCCUCGUGGGUUGGGGUCCACGGAGGUCAUGAAGGGAGAUGUCAAUGGGAAUGGCUGCUAAUAAUGGUCGGGAGAGAGAAGCACUGAAAAAGCAUUGGGAGGAGUUGGGAGGAGUUAUUAAGGGAAGGAGGUCAGCUGUACACUAGAUGUACUGUAGCCAAGAGAGGGUAGCUCGGAGUUUCUUCUGAGACUGAUUUUCCUGUUAGAGAAUAUUAGCAUGGGUAAAGACUGAUUUGGAGCCAAGAACAAGCUCACAGGAGACAUGCAGGUCAGCGACUGGGUAUUUGGCAUAGCCAUUGCAGUAAAGUUUACCCUUGACUCCAGUCCGCCAACGUUAAUCCCAUGGGUCGCUGAUGGAAAGCUGAAAUUGAGUUUUAAGAUUGGUGAGUGCAGUGCUGCCUCAGCUGGUGGAUUCCAUUCUGCAGCUCCAUAUGUGGAGACCUCCUGGAGACAUUGACCUGUUUCAGUGAGGAAAGCAGAGGAAAGGGCUGGGGGAAUGGAAUCUGGGUGUAGGAGGAUGUCAGUGCUGGUCCAACAUCCUUCAAGUGAGCAGUCCUGAGUCCCUAGAACUUUGUUGUGUACAUUAUAGGUUUCCCUAGUGUAGAAAACUGUGCCUCCAGUGGUAGUUGUUGGGAAGGCUGGGGAGAGGCUGGGCAGUAGCAGAGUUAGCAUGGAGAAUGACAAACACAGCCAGGAGAAUAAAGGAGAGGGGGCUUGGGGAGGGUACGUGACCUGGGCAGCAGUCACCACCAGGUCAUGGAUGUCCUUCCAGGAGAUCUUGUCCUUCUGGGUGUGGUGUUUCCUCUGCCUCAUCCUCUUCCUCUGUCCUUGAUCUGCUAACGAGAAAGGCGGACCAUCUUCUUAGUUGGUGGGGUGGUAUCGAACAUUUCUGGAAGGAACCCAGAUAGGCUUAGGCUGGUCCUGUGGGAAAACACAAGAGAAACCCAUCCUAGUUGUAAGGAGAGGGUCUGGUCCCUUCCAAAUUCCAUCCAAAGGAUCUUGCCAUUGCACUAGGAUGGGGGUGUUAAUUUUGGUGUGCGCCAAUGGAGGGAGCUAGAAGGGCCAUCAUUACUUCUGCAUUACAGGUAGGUGGCUACCUUUUGUUUUAGGAGCUGGGCCUUUCGGGUUUGAUGUGCUCUUUCUGUUAUUCCCUGGCCCUGAGGGUUGUGGGGAAUGCCCAUAGGAUAGGCAAUUGCCCGAUGUGUGCAGAAGGCUUUGAAUUGAGAGCCAGUGAAGGCAGGGGCCAUUAUCAGUUUUUAUCUGUUGAGGAAUGCCCAUGAUGGCAAUGGUGGAGAGCAUACAGUGAAUUUUCACCUAUUUGGGCUGUAACCCAUAUCAAAUGCGAGUGUGUAUCUACAGUGACAAAAACAUGUUUCUGUUUAC
Messenger RNA from Mastomys coucha (southern multimammate mouse), 4299 nucleotides. RefSeq names its product leucine rich repeat containing 25 (gene Lrrc25). NCBI's taxonomy places the organism in Eukaryota, Metazoa, Chordata, Mammalia, Rodentia, Muridae. Gene Ontology annotation, molecular function: protein binding. The transcript is spliced from 4 exons. The record is from RefSeq and is a predicted model, not a curated record. Bases 171 to 1094 code for a protein of 307 amino acids.